Molecule: messenger RNA, 336 nt
Organism: Penicillium brevicompactum
Lineage: Eukaryota; Fungi; Ascomycota; Eurotiomycetes; Eurotiales; Aspergillaceae
Exons: 1
Coding region: 1-336 (111 amino acids)
Source: RefSeq, a predicted model, not a curated record
AUGAUUGCGUGGGCGAAGCUAUUGUCCAAGGGAGCUUUGCUUGUUCGCCCGAGGGUGGACCAUGCGCAUGUUUCCGUCGAUCCCCCAGGUCGUGUGAUGGGAGUUAACUCAAACAUUCGCUUGACUGGCGCCACGAUCUCGCAUGUACAAACCUGGGAAGAAUUCCGGAAGAUCGCGGCCGCCCGCUCCAUGGUGAUCAAAAUGCGAAACGAGACAGCCAUCCUGAUUUCCUUCAGUGUUGGAAGUGAUCUAGAACGAGUGGGUCUACACGCGCGCAUUUCCCCUCCAGUUUUGAGCCGGCCGAAAAUUAUCAAGCUAAAGAUAUGCAAUGUCUAA